This is a messenger RNA of Babesia bovis T2Bo, 979 nucleotides long. Its product is annotated as Leucine Rich repeats (2 copies) family protein. The record is from RefSeq and is a predicted model, not a curated record. Gene Ontology annotation, molecular function: protein binding. Lineage: Eukaryota; Apicomplexa; Aconoidasida; Piroplasmida; Babesiidae. The transcript has 7 exons. Bases 20 to 961 code for a protein of 313 amino acids.
AUCUAGACAUUAUAAUAAAAUGACGGACGAUGCUGAUAUCAGAAUACAACGCAUAGGUGUAGACUUAGAGGCGCCUUCCGAGAGCUCGGUAAUUGAAUUCCACUGCGAACGAAUCAAGCGCAUCGAGAACCUCGAGCGCUGCACAGCCCUUAAGAAGUUAGCAAUUGUAUCCAACCUAGUGGAAAAGAUUGAGAAACUGGACAGCAAUACUGCCCUGGAGACGCUUGACUUGUACCAGAACAAUAUAAAGAUUAUUGAAAAUAUAGGACAUUUACACGCAUUACGCGUACUCGACGUCUCAUUCAACCAAAUCGAGGUCAUAGAGAACCUUGAGAGCCUAAUUAACCUCCGUGAGCUCUACCUCACCAAUAACAAAAUCGCAACUGUGGAAAACUUGUGUAUGCUUAAGCAACUGGAGUUGCUGGAACUGGGAUCCAAUCGGAUACGCGAAUACGGAGACAUCGGAGCGCUUACCGCGCUUAAAUCACUGUGGUUAGGCCGAAACAAGAUAACUUCCAUGCAAGUUCCACCUCUGCCUAUGCUGAACAAAUUAAGCUUGCAAAAUAACCGUAUCGACACUUGGGAUGAACGGUUAGCAACUGGAUGCCCAAUGCUAUCGGAACUGUACCUUAGCUUCAAUGGACUUAAGGAAGUACCCGCGUGGAUCAACACAAUGAAAAUGCUAAAAAUCCUGGACCUCGGGAACAACCAGAUAUCGAAGAUAAAUAUCACAGAAGACAAUAUUUAUAUAGAGGAGCUCUGGCUUAACGAUAACGCUCUUGAGGAAGAAAUUGAUAUAGAGCCGUUGCGCCGAUUUUCUAGGCUAAAAGUGCUAUAUCUAGAGCGCAACCCGAUCCAAUCGAAGCUUGGACCCAGUUAUCGCAACCGAGUGCUUCAUAUACUUCCACAAAUAACACAACUGGAUGCCCUGGAAGUCAGCGGUCGGGUUUGUGUUGACUGACCUUGCACCCGGUGUUGA